CUGCAUAUUGCAGUCUGUGAGAACAGGCCGGACUGCUGUAGUCUUCAUGUCACAGUCUGCAUUCGCGGGAAAUGCAGAGGAAUGAAGCUGGCACAGCGCCUACUGCGGUCUGCACAUCACACUCAUAAAAUCACGUCCCACUGGUUUGCACUGUAAUUGGUUGCUCUCACACAAGCCACAGCGGAGAGCUCGCCGGACUAUCGCGACAAGUUGCUCGAGUGACGUCGGUGCGACUCGUUGACUACUUGCAAUUGUCACAAGAUUAUCUGAGGUUUUUCGCGCGAUCCUAAAUAAGCACAGAAAGAGACUGCAGCACUCUCGCCACCUCCAAGGGACGCGCUGCUUAACAGGCCAAGGCGCGGAGCAGCGAGCGCAGGCAUUUCAGUCUGUUGAUGGAUGCAAGACAGAGGGGUUUGAGAGAUUCGACAUGGACCACAUAACAAUCUGAUGUUUAUUGUAAAACAAUAUUUUUAAAAAAAGAACAAAUGCUCUGAAUUCAUCUGUUUCCCUUUUGUGCUUCUUGUUGACCAGAACAACGGGACCGCUGACUUUUUGCAGGUGGAUAAACUGACUUUUUGCAGGUGGAAUAGCCUGUUUUCUCCAGAAGGCAGUACUGAAAUCAAAACCUGCUCCAUUGUUAUUCUUGGCAUCGGUCGAGGCGCUGAAACCAUCAGCACUCUGAAAUCUGUUUUUUUUUUUUGUUUGUUGGUUUGUUUUCCCCUUGCGCAAGCGGUCGGUGCGCUCCUGCGUUUGGAUCAUGGGUUGUACAGUGAGCGCCGAGGAUAAAGCUGCUGCCGAGAGGUCAAAGAUGAUUGACAAAAACCUCCGAGAGGACGGAGAGAAGGCAGCCAGAGAAGUGAAAUUGCUUUUAUUAGGUGCCGGGGAGUCUGGGAAGAGCACCAUUGUAAAGCAAAUGAAGAUCAUCCAUGAAGAUGGCUACUCAGAAGAUGAGUGUAAGCAGUACAGAGCAGUGGUUUAUAGUAAUACCAUCCAAUCUAUAAUGGCCAUUGUUAAAGCCAUGGCCAGUCUGAAGGUAGACUACAGCAAUCCUGCCAGAGUGGAUGAUGCCCAGCAGCUCUUUGCCCUGGCUGCAGAUGCUGAAGAACAGGGCAUUCUCCCUGAUGACUUGGCUAAUGUGAUCAGGCGAUUGUGGAGUGACAGCGGCAUACAGAGCUGCUUUGCCAGAUCGCGAGAAUACCAACUCAACGACUCGGCAGCAUAUUACCUGAAUGACCUGGAGAGGAUAGCUAAAGCAGAUUACAUUCCGACCCAGCAAGAUGUGCUACGAACUCGGGUUAAGACAACUGGCAUUGUUGAGACUCACUUCACUUUCAAGGAACUCCACUUCAAAAUGUUUGAUGUGGGAGGCCAGCGCUCAGAGAGAAAGAAGUGGAUUCACUGUUUUGAAGGAGUAACAGCCAUUAUCUUUUGUGUUGCACUGAGUGCAUAUGACCUAGUGCUGGCUGAGGAUGAGGAGAUGAACCGAAUGCAUGAGAGCAUGAAGCUUUUUGACUCCAUCUGCAACAACAAAUGGUUCACCGAAACCUCCAUCAUCCUCUUCCUCAACAAGAAGGAUCUUUUUGAGGAGAAGAUUACUCGCAGCCCCCUUACAAUCUGCUUCCCUGAGUACACAGGUGCCAACAAGUUUGAUGAAGCUGCCAGUUAUAUCCAGACCAAGUUUGAGGACCUGAACAAGAAAAAGGACACCAAGGAGAUCUACACACACUUCACCUGUGCCACUGACACCAAGAACGUGCAGUUUGUCUUUGAUGCUGUCACUGAUGUUAUUAUUAAGAACAACCUAAAAGAUUGUGGUCUUUUCUAAAGGACAAAACCCGACGCACACAGACUGCAUGAGUGACUUCAAUAGCCAUGUGACGAUUACUGCUUUUCAUAAUGAAAACCAUAAGAGAACUGAUUCCUAGAGGUGGAACCUGAAAUAACUUUUACCAUCACUGUUUUGCAACUAUCACAUUAUCUGUCUAAUCUGUUGUUAUUGUUUUUAUAUACUGUAUAGCUUUCUGCCCCUUAUCAGGGGUUACCUGUUCCACAUAUAUGACCAAGAACCUUCUAAUUUGGCAAAAGCAAUCUAAUAACAAUUAAGGCAUUUAUAAUACCAGCCAAAUGUUUGGACACACCUUCUUAGUCAGUGGGUUUUCAUUAUUUAAAAAUUGUCUGCAUUGUAGAUUAAUACUAAAGUCAUCCAACCUACGAAGAAAUACAUAUGGAAUGAUUUAGUAAACAA
This is a messenger RNA of Archocentrus centrarchus (flier cichlid), 2245 nucleotides long. It is a transcript of the gene gnai2b, whose product is annotated as guanine nucleotide binding protein (G protein), alpha inhibiting activity polypeptide 2b. Gene Ontology annotation, cellular component: cytoplasm; heterotrimeric G-protein complex. Lineage: Eukaryota; Metazoa; Chordata; Actinopteri; Cichliformes; Cichlidae. Gene Ontology annotation, molecular function: GTP binding; G protein-coupled receptor binding; GTPase activity. The transcript is spliced from 9 exons. Gene Ontology annotation, biological process: adenylate cyclase-inhibiting G protein-coupled receptor signaling pathway; gamma-aminobutyric acid signaling pathway; G protein-coupled adenosine receptor signaling pathway. The record is from RefSeq and is a predicted model, not a curated record. The coding region runs from base 758 to 1825 and encodes 355 amino acids.